This is a messenger RNA of Zeugodacus cucurbitae (melon fly), 483 nucleotides long. Its product is annotated as larval cuticle protein 65Ag1-like. The transcript has 2 exons. Bases 97 to 402 code for a protein of 101 amino acids. Gene Ontology annotation, molecular function: structural constituent of chitin-based larval cuticle. Gene Ontology annotation, cellular component: chitin-based extracellular matrix. The record is from RefSeq and is a predicted model, not a curated record. Lineage: Eukaryota; Metazoa; Arthropoda; Insecta; Diptera; Tephritidae.
GGUCACAUCAUCAAAUUGUCAUCAUUAGCUUUCCAGCAGUCAACAACGUUUUAGUAGCUCUACAAAUCGCUCUAGAUUUUUUACAUUUUUACCAAAAUGAAAUUCAUCAUUGUUUUCGUUGCUCUCUUCGCCGUCGCCAUGGCUAACUCCGAUCAGGAUGCACAUAUCGUGCGUUCGGACUCGAAUGUAGAGCCACUGAGCUACCAAUAUGCCCAAGAGACCAGCAACGGUAUCAAAUCAGAGGAAUCCGGCAGCGUUAAGAACUUGGGUACCGAACAGGAAGCUAUCUCCGUUCAAGGCUCAUACUCCUACAUUGGUGAUGAUGGUCAAGUUUACCAAGUCAACUACAUCGCUGAUGAGAACGGUUUCCAACCCCAAGGUGCCCAUAUUCCAGUUGCUUAAAUUUAUGAGAAACUGAAACAUUGUUGCCUAGUUGUAAAUAGUUGAAAAAAUUAAACAAAAUAUAAUGAAUUCAAAAAAAUA